CAACUUUCACUACUAAGCCAAGACAAGAAACUAGAUCAAUUGAGGAGUUCCAAAAAAAAUGGGUACAAACCUAGGUUUCUUCAAAGCCCUCUUCUUGUUCUUCUAUAGAUUUGUGUUUAGACAAUCUUGGAACCUAAAAGGUAUCCAUAGAAGCAUAAGCAACAUCCAAUCAAGAUACCACAAAUACCCUUCUCUACUUCAUAGGUUUGAGGUUGAUGAGCUAUCAAAUAAGACCUUGAUUUUUGAUGUGGAAGGGGCAUUAUUGAAAUCCCCAUCUUUGUUUCCUUACUUCAUGCUUGUAGCCUUUGAAGCAGGGAGUGUGUUGAGGGCAAUUCUGUUAUUUGCUUUGUAUCCACUAAUUUCUUUGGUUGGUGAAGAGAUGGGGUUGAAGAUUAUGGUGAUGGUUUGCUUCUUUGGGAUCAAGAAAAAGAGUUUUAGAGUUGGAAGUGCUGUGUUGCCCAAGUUUUUCUUGGAGGAUGUUGGUUUGGAGGUUUUUGAAGUGUUGAGGAAAGGUGGGAGGAAAGUGGGUGUUAGUGAUCUUCCUCAAGUAAUGAUUGAGGGUUUCUUGAGAGAUUACUUGGAGGUUGAUUUGGUUUUGGGGAGGAAACUCAAGGUGGUUUCUGGGUAUUUUGUGGGGAUCAUGGAGGAUAAUAAAAAGGCAGAAAAUAUUCAUGUUUUGGGGGAGAUGCUUAAUGGAGAAGAUGCAAAUAGUGAUUUUAGUGAUGCUAUUGGUAUCACUAGCUUCAACAAAUCUGAUCAUCAUCAACUCUUCUCAUAUUGCAAGGAGAUUUACUUGGUGAGAAGAGCAGACAAGAGAAGCUGGCAAUACCUACCCAGAGAAAACUACCCAAAACCACUGAUAUUCCAUGAUGGAAGACUUGCUCUCAGACCAACACCCUUAGCCACCCUGACCUUAUUCAUGUGGAUCCCACUGGGUUUCAUUCUUGCUAUCAUCAGGGCCGUUAUUGCUUUAUCUCUUCCUCACACAGUGUCCAUCCCCAUGUUAGUAUUCAGUGGACUUCACAUCACAAUAACAGAACCCAAUAAUAACUCAAACAAGCCAGAUCAUCAUAACAAUGCCAAGGGGGUCCUUUAUGUUUGUAACCACAGAACACUAUUGGACCCACUAUAUCUCUCAUUCUCCUUGAAGAAAAAUUUAACUGCGGUAACUUACAGCCUGAGCAGAGUAUCAGAGAUCUUGUCGCCAAUCAAGACCGUCCGAUUAACGAGGGACCGGGGUCAGGAUGGGAUGAUGAUGAAGAAGUUAUUGAAUCAAGGGGACCUAGUGAUAUGCCCUGAAGGAACCACAUGUAGAGAACCAUAUCUCUUGAGGUUCAGUCCAUUGUUCUCGGAGAUGAGUGAAGAUAUAACUGCAGUUGCCAUGAAUUCACACGUGAGCAUGUUUUAUGGAACAACGGCUGGGGGGCUAAAGUGCCUGGACCCUCUUUUCUUCCUCAUGAACCCUCUCCCAUCUUACACCGUUCAGUUGCUUGACAAGUUAUCUGGGUCGUCCACUUGCGAUGAUGGUCAACGAACACGGUUUGAUGCGGCCAAUCAUGUGCAAAAUCAACUUGGGAAGGCUUUGGGUUUUGAGUGCACCAAGCUUACGAGAAGAGACAAGUACCUGAUUUUGGCCGGUAACGAAGGGCAUGUAAACAAUUGCAGAAGCUAAAAUUCGUACUAUCCAUGCAUGCAUUGAGAUUUGCAAUACCGGUUACACUUUGUGUCCCAUGCACACACAUAAAUGCUUUGGUGUGAUGGACCAUAUAUAUAUAUACGUGUGUGUGUAUGAAUAAUAUGUAAACAUUUAUUUAACUUUAAUUUUUUUAUGUGAAAGCUAGUCAGUUAGUCCACACAUUUUUUUGGUUGACCGUUGAAAAGUCAUAAGAGAACCUUGAGUGGAACUCUCGUAAUAUUUUGGAAUUCUAUGUGACAUUAUGUAAGUUGUAAUGACGCAUAUAUGUAAUUAAUUAGUGACAAUUUGUAA
Tripterygium wilfordii is the source of this 1987-nucleotide messenger RNA. RefSeq names its product probable glycerol-3-phosphate acyltransferase 3. NCBI's taxonomy places the organism in Eukaryota, Viridiplantae, Streptophyta, Magnoliopsida, Celastrales, Celastraceae. The record is from RefSeq and is a predicted model, not a curated record. Gene Ontology annotation, biological process: cutin biosynthetic process. Gene Ontology annotation, cellular component: membrane. Gene Ontology annotation, molecular function: phosphatase activity; glycerol-3-phosphate 2-O-acyltransferase activity. Bases 59 to 1672 code for a protein of 537 amino acids. The transcript is spliced from 3 exons.